Molecule: messenger RNA, 3504 nt
Organism: Cladocopium goreaui
Lineage: Eukaryota; Dinophyceae; Suessiales; Symbiodiniaceae
Source: the annotation of a GenBank genome assembly
AUGGCUGGACUGUUAGUGGGGCCUAGGGCCCUUGGAGAUGCGUUGAAGCUUGGAAGUUCAGAUCUACGUUUUACACUGAGUCGCAACGAUGUUCCAGAUGAAGUUCAAGCGCAUUUCUUUGAGAACGGUGUUACAAAUGUGAACAAGUUUUCAUCCUUUUUCCGCAGUGAAGAAGAUCUGAUACAGGUCUUGAGAGAUGAUUUCAACAUUGAUGCGAAUGCUUCUUUGUCAGAUAGGGCGCAGGUGGCCUCAGUCAUUUGCAGUUGGAAGGAGACGAUCACGAAGGCGAAGCGGCAGGCGGAAGUGGAGGCAGAGAUGGAUUCACGUGAGUGGACAAAACCGAUUCCUGUUGGGGACUAUGACAGAGUGACUCCAGCAAAGGAGUAUUUGGAGAAGAAGUUGCAAGAGUUAGAGAAUGGAGAGUUCAGAGCAGAGACCUUAGCAGAGGUAGUCUCCAAAGAUGAAAUUGACCCUGAUGUCUUGGUUCCCAUUUUCGAUAGCAAAGGAAGUCUUUCUGUGAAAAAGGGCAGCUCUCAAGUGCCAAUGCCAACUGGACCAGAACAGCUACGUCGACGCCUCAGCGUGAUGCAGAACUGCCUGAUGAUGUUGGCACUCAAACAUGUUAAUCGUGAAGAAAUCCAGGAUGUUAGCAAGGAUGUUUUUGACAAGUACAAAGACUAUUUGCUUGGUGAUUACGUUUGGGGCUUGAGUUCAACAGACUUACAGGGUCAACAGAUCCAGACGCCGCCUUGGAGCUUGGUCUUGGCCUAUGAGCAAUCAAUUCGAAAAAGGGCAUACAACCUCAUGACCACGGAGAAGUUGAUGCUGGGUGCUGCUUUGGAGAAGGAUUUGGGAGCAGUACAAGCGGGCCACUAUAGGGGGCAAAGACCGGCGAGCAUGUGGCAGUGGCCAGCAGUGCAAGAACUCUUGGAUUCAGGGAAAUUUCAGACUUGUGCGUUUUACCAAUCGGAUUUUGGCACUGCAUAUUUGAAGCCAACACGUUUGUUUCUGAAGGACUUCGAGAUGGAGAAGGACACCAUGGCGCCGGGAAUGCCUCAGUUUGAUGAUCAAGGUUUUUAUCAGGGUCCAUUGAAGAGACGUCAAACAGAAGUGCAACUUAUUGGACAAUAUGGUGGAAAGUUUACAACUGCGGGUACAGAACAGUGGCCAAGUGCUUUUUGCAGGUGGGUUGCACAAAAGAUCCUAAAGCGAUGGACCACACUCCACACCCUUUCUGCCUACGGUGGGGGAGAAACUGCAAGUGGUGUGGAAAAACAGAAAUCACUGGAUAAAGGUUACCCAAUAUCACAACCAGAGGGUUGGAAACUACAUGGGGGUCAUGGAGAAGCAAGGAAGUGCGAAGUUCCUGGAAAAUCACGGAUGUUUCACGACGGAUGUGGUUUGGCCUCACCUGGUAGAUGGGACAUAGAAGACCGCAUAUGGAAUGACGAUGGUUUUUGGAAACGGUUGAGGAGUGACUCAUACCAACUGGUUUUACAAUUUUGUGGGGGGCAACAGAAUUUCGACAGAACUUGUUUUGAGAUGGCAGCAAAAGGUGAAGCAGGCUGCAACUUGGUACAAAAUCAGGAACUCAAAGAUGGACUGGUGGACCUGUGGAGGAACAGGCUGCAACAGGAAGGUUACAACACCGCUGGUCUUGCAGAUAUAGCCAAGGGGCAACCCUUUCGCUUGAGGUUAAUGGAAGCGCUUUUGGACAGAGCUGGAGAUCCAGAUCAUAGAUUCUUGCUUCAAGGUGAGAAGGGGUAUCCUGUAGGAGUCCUACAGCCUUUACCCCGUACACCACAUAUGUACGAGGAGCAGACGUCUUGGAAGUUGGAGGAUGACCCAUACAUGAGGUCAGAGAUUUGGAGAGACAACUACGAAUCUGUUGGGGAUCAUGAGAUUUUUGUUCGAGAGCAUUUUGCGGAAGAAUGCAAAGAGGGCCUCAUGGAAAGGUUGACGCUGGAGCAGGCGAAAGAACGCUUUGGUGACAAAGUGGCGGUCUCCUCUUUAGCUGUUCUUGUUGAAGAAGCCCACGGGAACAAAAAGAGAAUCAUCCACGACGCCACACACGGCACCAAAAUAAACAACCGCAUACGUUGCAGAGACAAACAACGGAGUCCUGGAGCUAGAGAGAAAAUGUAUCUUUUGGCCUACUACAAAGCAAGGGGUGACAUUGUCUUCAGCCUUGUUGGGGAUAUAAGUAAAGCUCAUAGGAGAUUCUUGCAUGAGCCUUCAGAACUUGGAUUACUGGCAUGCCGCGUCAAAAGCAAUGACGACCACAUCUUCAUCAAUCGGGUUGGAACCUUUGGAGUGGCUUCAGCUAGUUAUUGGUGGGGAAGGAUUGCUGCAGCGGGAAUCAGACUCACUCAUGAGAUAAUUGGGCCUCAACGACCAAUCGAAAUGCUCAUAUUUGCUGACGAUCUUGAAUCCUUGGGAGCUGGACCGGAAGGCAGAAGAGGAAUUGUUUUAGCUUACUUGUAUCUUUCAACGAUGGGUUUUCCUUUCAAGUGGUCGAAGCAGAGAGGGGGGCUAAAAGUGGAAUGGAUUGGACUCUUUACAGAUUAUACUACAAUGCGCCUUGGCUUGUCACCUAGCAGGUCUGCGUGGAUGGAAACUUGGACAAGAAAGAUGGCAGUCUCAGGAAGGACUACAUCAAAAGAGAUGGAGCAAGGCCUGGGCCGACUAGGUUUCGCUGCAAACGCGCUGACUUGGGAACGUCCUUUCCUAGGACCUCUUUACGCUUGGACAUCAGCCGUCAGAAACAAAAGAGGUAUCUUGCGGAUACCGGCAAUGCUACGCACUAUUCUUUGGUUUCUAGCGGAACGUACGGGAGAUGGGGGCAGUUUACAAGAACCAGCUCCUCUUCGUACGAUAGAUAGGGCGGACGUGACUUUUUUUACAGAUGCUAAAGCUACAGAACAUGGCGCUUGGAUUGGGGGGUUUCUUCAAUCACAGGACGGUAGCAUAAUUGAGUGGUUCUCUGAGGAGGUGCUUGAAAGUUGGGCACCAUGGCUUUUCAUUCGAAAGGAUCCGAAGAGGGUCAUAGCAUCUUUGGAGUUGUUAGCAACUUUGGUGGCAACGCGCUUGUGGGCUAAAGGAUUGAGAAAGGGUGCCAGGGGUACCUGCUGGAUCAAGGCAGGCACGGACAAUCUCUCUAACUCAUAUGCAGUUAGCAAGUGGAUGAGCACGAAGUAUCCUUUAACAAUUCUAAUAAUGGAGUUGUCGGAAACCUUGAGAACCCGGGGAUGUGAACUUCACUUGGAAUGGAUUCCGAGAGAGCGGAAUCAGCUUGCAGAUGACUUGACAAAUCAGGACUUCAAACACUUUUCCCUUGAUAGCCGUGUUCAGUUUGUCGGAGGAGACACCCGGUGGCUAGUGUUGGAUGGGCUAAUGGCCAAAGCACAGGAGUUUCACAUGGAACUGGCGGAGGAAAGAAAACGUAAAGUGACAGAUCCGAAGCCGGUCAAAAACAAGAAACGGAAGAAGCUUGAUCCCUGGUGA